AUGGGCGACGGAUCUGACUAUCCUUCUCCUCUAAGUGAAGCAAAGCACGGAAUUACAGCUGCUGAGGUCCUGGCAUCUACGGCAGAAUCUCUCUCCACAAUUACGAGAAUGAACGACCAAGGCCCUGUGCCGUUUACCGGCCAUACCGGCGUUCAUAGUCUGGAAGGUUCGCGUCCACGGCUCUCCGUUCGACGUGCGAGGGAUCCUCCCAAGAACACCGAAAAUCAAAUCUACUGCGAUCAUCCCGAUUGUCAUGAAGCGCCUCCGACAUUCCGUCGUCCCUGCGAAUGGAAUAAACACAUGGAUAAACACGAUCGCCCCUACAAAUGUUUCGAGCCAGGGUGUGACAAGAUUCAAGGUUUCACAUACUCAGGUGGUCUUCUUCGCCACCAACGCGAGGUCCACAAGAAGAACACAGACGCCAAGAAGCCUCUAAUGUGUCCAUACACCGACUGCAACCGAAGUACUGGCAGCGGAUUCACACGUCAAGAGAAUCUUCGAGAACAUCUUCGUCGUCGUCACAUGCAUACCGAUGAUGGCCAGCCUUCGCUCAUCCUUGAUAUGCCUUGGGACCGCGAGAACGAGCUAGACGGCGUCCGCGCUAACUCCCUCCCAGCCACCGGCAUGAAGCGGAAGCAUGACUCACCCAACGGGGAUCUGGGCGAUGAAGAAGGCGGCGACCUGCACAAUGAGGUCAAGCGACUGCGCCGGGAGGUCCAGGAGAAGGAUCGACGGCUGGAGGAGCUCGAGCGGAUUGUGGCGGGCUUGCAACAAGUUAUGCCUCAGCCCACUCACUCAGAGCCUGACAGCCAAUCUGGCUCACAGUCGCUUCCGCCCGUUCCGCAGGCCGUCGCACCCCAGAUCUAG
Penicillium angulare is the source of this 867-nucleotide messenger RNA. RefSeq names its product putative C2H2 transcription factor. The coding region runs from base 1 to 867 and encodes 288 amino acids. The transcript has 2 exons. The record is from RefSeq and is a predicted model, not a curated record. Gene Ontology annotation, biological process: regulation of transcription by RNA polymerase II. Gene Ontology annotation, cellular component: nucleus. NCBI's taxonomy places the organism in Eukaryota, Fungi, Ascomycota, Eurotiomycetes, Eurotiales, Aspergillaceae.